GGGAACCCGUGUUUCCAGGAUGACCACCGAACCAAGAAUCUUCAGUCUAGGGAACCCAAACAAUAGAAGUGGUUGCCAUCGGACCCCUUAACCAGGUGAAGCAAGAAGUCCUUCAGUAAGAAAAAUCCGACUUCGGUCUGCCGUAGUACCUUGUUAACCAUAUAUGGACUGCUUUGAAAACUAGCCAAUCAGCUUGUGCCAAGUUUGAAUUUUCCCUAACUCCUUCAAUUUUGCCCCAAACCGCGGCGCGGAGAGACAGGUUUCAGCCCAGUUUCCUGUCUCCUUGCUGGUCGACCUCGCAACAAAGCUCUUUCUUUUCUCGAAAGCUGAUGCCAUAGUAUUUGCUUCUAUGCGCCCCAGGCAGUGAGCCCUUACUCCACAAGAAUUUUUGGCGAUCGCAAACGGACUAAGGCCGUGUGGUCUUCUGGCUGAGGCCCUGUAUCCCCGGGCUGGGUGUAGGUCCUCGCCACCGACCCUGAGUGGACACCUAGACGCGAUUUGUCUAGAGGCUCGGCUGUCGGGUUGCUGCUUCCAGCCGCAGAGGCGCUCCAGGCUCCUCCGCGCUCCUUUCACUUUUGGGGAAAGAAACAGCUCCUGGAUCUUUUGGCUGUCGCGUGGAAUGUCAUGGCCAGCUCCUCAGACAGCGAAGAUGACAGUUUCAUGGCUGUGGACCAGGAGGAAACCGUGCUGGAAGGGACGAUGGAGCCAGAUGAGGAGCCCCGCGCGGCGCUGGAGGCUGAGGAGACUCGACAUAACAGGUCCAUGUCUGAGCUGCCAGAAGAAGUUUUGGAGUAUAUCCUCUCCUUCCUCUCCCCAUACCAGGAGCACAAAACUGCGGCCCUUGUCUGCAAGCAGUGGUACCGGCUUAUUAAAGGUGUAGCCCACCAGUGUUACCAUGGUUUCAUAAAGGCUGUUCAGGAAGGGAACAUCCAGUGGGAGAGUCGGACAUACCCUUAUCCCGGGACCCCCAUCACCCAGCGGUUCUCACACAGUGCGUGCUAUUAUGAUGCUAAUCAGUCUAUGUAUGUGUUUGGAGGCUGUACCCAGAGCAGUUGCAAUGCUGCCUUCAAUGACCUCUGGAGACUUGACCUAAAUAGCAAAGAGUGGAUCCGACCUUUGGCUUCAGGGUCCUAUCCUUCCCCCAAAGCUGGAGCGACUCUGGUUGUAUACAAGGACCUGCUGGUGCUGUUUGGUGGCUGGACACGGCCAAGCCCUUACCCCCUGCACCAACCAGAGAGGUUCUUUGAUGAAAUACAUACUUAUUCACCCUCUAAAAACUGGUGGAACUGCAUUGUGACCACCCACGGCCCACCUCCCAUGGCUGGGCAUUCCUCUUGUGUGAUAGACGAUAAAAUGAUCGUCUUUGGUGGCUCCCUGGGAUCCCGGCAGAUGAGCAGCGACGUCUGGGUCCUAGACCUGGAGCAGUGGGCGUGGUCCAAGCCCAGCAUCUCUGGGCCCAGUCCUCAUCCCCGAGGCGGCCAGUCUCAGAUCGUCAUAGAUGAUGCAACUAUUUUAAUCCUUGGAGGGUGUGGCGGUCCCAAUGCUCUGUUCAAGGAUGCUUGGUUGCUGCACAUGCACUCAGGCCCCUGGGCCUGGCAGCCGCUCAAGGUGGAGAAUGAAGACCACGGGGCCCCAGAACUCUGGUGCCAUCCAGCUUGCCGGGUCGGGCAGUGUGUGGUCGUCUUCAGCCAGGCACCUAGUGGGCGAGCACCGCUUAGCCCCAGCUUGAACUCCCGCCCAUCCCCUAUCAGUGCCACCCCUCCAGCCCUGGUUCCCGAAACCCGAGAAUACCGCUCGCAGUCUCCCGUGAGGAGCAUGGAUGAAGCGCCCUGUGUUAACGGCCGCUGGGGAACACUGAGGCCCAGAGCGCAAAGGCAGACCCCCUCAAGUUCCCGAGAAGGAAGCCUUUCCCCGGCCAGGGGCGACGGCUCGCCCAUCCUGAACGGGGGGACUGUAUCUCCGGGGUCGGCCGCUGUAAGUGGCUCUUCCUUGGACAGCCCCGUGCAGGCUGUGUCUCCGAGCACCCCGUCUACCACCGAAGGAUACGACCUGAAAAUGGGGCUGUCCCUGGCCCCUCGACGAGGAUCACUGCCUGAUCAGAAAGAUCUAAGGUUAGGAUCAAUAGAUCUGACUUGGGACCUGAAACCUGCUUCCAGUGGCAAUCACGUGGACGGCAUGGACAGCAGGACAGCGGGGGGAGGCUUGCGACACCCUCCCGAGCAGACGAACGGUGUGCACACCCCGCCGCACGUGGCGAGCACCCUCGCGGGAGCAGUCUCCCCAGGCACCCUGCGCCGCAGCCUGGAAGCUAUCAAAGCGAUGUCGUCCAAAGGCCCCCCCGCCUCUGCAGCACUGAGCCCUCCCCUGGGGUCUUCUCCGGGCUCCCCUGGGAGCCAGAACCUGGGCAGCGGAGAAGCAGUGCCUGUCCCCCGCCCGGGGCCCGCACAGGGGGACGGACACGCCCUGCCCCCCAUCGCCCGCCGCCUGGGCCACCACCCCCCGCAGUCCCUGAAUGUGGGCAAGCCCUUGUACCAGAGCAUGAACUGCAAGCCCAUGCAGAUGUACGUGCUGGACAUCAAGGACACCAAGGAGAAGGGGCGCGUCAAGUGGAAAGUAUUUAAUAGCAGCUCUGUGGUCGGACCUCCCGAAACCAGCCUGCAUACAGUGGUACAAGGCAGGGGUGAACUCAUCAUAUUUGGAGGACUCAUGGACAAGAAACAGAAUGUGAAAUACUAUCCAAAAACAAACGCCUUGUACUUUGUGCGAGCAAAGAGAUAAUAUGUUCUAAAACCUUUCCCCUUUCUGUGGCUUUUAAUUUGGAAUUUUCCAGCGUGCAAGCAUUUGGACUGAGAAUUGAGAAAACAGAGGACAAAAAUCACUCUCAUAAACCAAACCCCAGUUCCCAGCCUCACCCACUCCAGGCUGGGAUCAAAUCUCCAUUAAGAAAAAAAAAUUAUAUAAAUCUGAAUAAAAAGAAAUAUUAUAUAGCCAACUCUGUUCACAAAGAGGGAGAGAGCUCCGUCCUGGUUCAGAUAAAAUUGUUGCUGUGUUUUAGCAGAGGCUCUGCCGCCUUUUUCUACUUUUCUGGUAACUAGACCAAGAAUUUAGGGAACAGAUUAAUGCCAGAACCUUCCUACAGAAACUGAAGAGCCACCUGUAAAUCCUACUUGGCCUUCUCAGAGCUAGAUACAGAAAGGGCAUGCGUGCAGUGCACGGGCAGGGGUUUCAGAUUCACAGGCUUUCGGUGCUGGCGGGUAAAGUGACGUGUAGACACCUGCUCUCUGCCCGCAGAGGACCUGAGACCGCUGUUGUCUGCCGUGGUGCCCUCUGCCCAGCCCUCUUCUGCCCACUGGGACUGAGGAAAGUUACCCAGCGGGGAUCUGCUCCACGUAUGUGCCAGGGUCGUCAUGAAACAACGUUCACGCAGAAGCACCUAUUUGCGUGCUCCCUCCAUGUCUUAGAAAACACUCUGGGGUCUGAUUGUGGAAUUUUCUAAUAAUCAUAUUUCAUCACAGUUUCCAAAAUCCGUAUUUAUUCUCUUUUUCUUUCCCUUAAAACCUGACACUUGGAGGCCUCCUUUUCUGUUUACAGCUGCUGUUCUCCCCGCCUCCCUCCCCCACCUCCUUUUUCUUUACCAUGUGAAAAUUUUUUAAGCCCUAAAACCUUUCUCACUUUCUUUUACUAAGUUUGGGUGUCUAGAGAAAUCUCUUAAAAAUAUUUCUGAAACCCUGUUUCUCAAGUCACUAGGGGACCAGCAGGGAGUUCUGAGAUACCAGUAUCAUGAGAAAUCCUUGAUGCGUCAGAAGGUACUGUGGGCUUCUUUUUAUUUCCAAAGCACAUUGGACACACCCAUCCAUGUUUAUAGAACGUGGAAAUUGAUCUUGGAAGAGCAGUUCCUUCUAGAAUGGUUUUCGCCCUUGCUUGUGGCAUGCAUUCUUCUGCCUGGCUGUUGACUGGUGCUUGGGUUCUCUGAAGCAUGGCUGACCUCAGGGGCGGUUCUUUCUUUGUCUUGUUCACCUGUCACCCAAACAAGGCUUGGGUUUUCACUUUCAUGUCAUUUCCGAGGUAACAUUUCCAACCAGAGCAGUGUUGGUGGGGUAGGGGGCGGGGGGCUGACACGGGAAAUUAUGUUACCAGUCUCUAAACCAUGACCUGGAUAAACAUGCAUCAGCACCACUUAAGUGUGGAUCAUUUUGGAGACUUCUCAUCAGAAGAGCGUUAUCUUGCCUGCAGGUCUUGAUUUUGUUUCUCAGCCCCGCUCUCCUCGUUUUCUUGUCCACAUUUCCCGAGCCGAAGCAUGCUGCAGCUGGCCCUGGGUCCUGGCGCCCAGCCAGCUCUCAGCAGCCUGUCUGAUAAGCCUGCUUUCUCCUGUUACAUCAUGUUAAACCCUUUCCCCGAGCCAUUAGCUUUUACAAUGUGGUCUUGGUGGGAAAGCGCCCUUGGUGCCAAGCCCAGGAAAGGGCCAGCUCGCGGGGAGGGGUACGUGCUCCAGAGGCCGCUCCGCGUGCUCCCCGGCCGAGGAGCCUGCCGUGUGCCUACUUAGUGUGGUGUCCAGCUGCUCUCAGCUCAGCAGUUAGCUUUCCAGACUCUACUCUGGGCCCGUUGCCAGGCCUUCUUUGGCAAAGACCGUUAGAUCGUGCGGGGGUCCUUAUUCACAAGAGAAAGCUAGCCUAGAAGACUAGCAAUUUUGGCGUUACUGUUGCUGGACCUUGUCUAUAUAUUGCGUCUGUGCAUGGACAGUGCCUCAGAACUCACUCAGAAAUAUAAAGUAUUAGGAAGCCUGAAAGUUCUGAGUCUCAACUUGGUGAUCUUUCCCUUUGUCCCGUGGCCUUCCUAAACCGGCUGUUAACCUGUCAAUUCCUUCUACUGUCCCCAAGUAGGCGGACAGCAGAGCUGAUGACUCUCGUAGAAAGGAGCCUGGCUCCUUGGAGCUCCGUGGCCUCCCAGGAUUACCCACACCGCCUGGAAGCAGACUGUCUGUUUACAGCUCCUUUAAGAAGGCUCUGCCUCUGCCACCCCCGUGGCGUCGGUCCCGGUGACUCUUGGGCACUAUGGUCGGGUGUCCGGGGAGAGCGACGCAGCCCAGCCCAGGUAGCCGCCGCCUCGGGUGCAGGGGGGCUCCGGGCGACCCAGCCACCGCGGACGCUUCAGUCAGAUCCAGCUGAACCACCACUCUGGUUUUGACGUGAUGCCGAUUUUGUCUUAAAAUUCACUGAGGAAACAGAAUAUUUUUUUAAAGCCUCAGCAGCACCUGAGCAAAUAUUUAUCAGUAUUUAAGUACUUAAGGUACCUGUUGUCUCUACUUGAAGCUUUAACCCCUUCUGUUCCUGCAAGCGUGCCUUGACAGCCCGCCCCGCCACAUUGAGUCACUGGCCACCACGUUGACUGCGUGAGAGUUUUAGUCUCUUCCUUCCCUUCUGAACAGAGCUUCCUGUCCCCUCAUUUUGCAGGCUGUGCAGCAGAGAGGGCUCUGUAUUUUUGCUCAUAUUUCCGCCCUGCUUCUAUGCUUUGGCGGUGGGUUCCAAAAACCACCCCCUCCCCACUGUACCCACCCCACUUUUUGGGGAGCACAAAUUUGAUGUCAGAACAAGCUUAACUUUUAGUUGUAAAGCAAUCCUGGGUUUACUUUCCUCCCAGUCCUCUACAGAUUGAUUUGGUUUUAACAUUUGAGUUUAAUAUCAAGAGCUGAAACCAUGAACUAUCCUAGGAACCAUGCUGAAACUCUUUAAAAGAAGAAGAGGAAGAAGGAAGAAAAGCAACUCAAGUCUUGACUUCGGAGGACAGAAAGCCACCAAUUGAUGGAGAACAAGGGGAUGCUUCCCUUCCGUUUCACUUGGUCUUUCUGGGUUUCCUUCUUUUCGCUUCUUUCCUUCCCAUUCAGAGUGACAUUCCCGGCUGGCUGGUUGGCCGGUCUGUCCUUGUCCUUGUGGUCCUGGCACGGUGACAUGCCCUGCUUUGCACUAUCUGCGGUCUCUUACCAGCGCACAAGUCAGUGGGGGGAUCUGAACACACCCGGGGCAAGGCAGCCAGACUUCAGGCCCGCACCCCAGGCGGCCUCCCCGUGAGCCGCAGAGGCACGUUCUGCAGGGUGGCUCCCUCCCCCGUGUUCAUUGUCAGAUGGAAGCGCCCCUUAGGCGCUGGCGCUGCCCUGCUCUCUGCUCCCUCUCUCCCCUCCCACAACCAGGGUUGCCGUCAGCGCACACGUGCUGUGCCCUGACGAAGCUGGUGCUGUCAGUGACAUUUCCCACGCGACUCAGGGGUCCUGGGUGGCUUACCCUGAGAUGAUCACUGUAGGCACGUAACAGUGUAGGAAUGAAAAGUGGAUUUGAUUUCAUUGAUAUUUAAAUCUCUUGUCGAUUUUAUUUUUUGUUAAUGUUUCCCCCCGAUGACUUUUUAGCAAUUUAACAAAUAAAACAAAAUGGACCGAA
Cervus elaphus (red deer) is the source of this 6428-nucleotide messenger RNA. It is a transcript of the gene FBXO42, whose product is annotated as F-box protein 42. Gene Ontology annotation, molecular function: protein binding. The record is from RefSeq and is a predicted model, not a curated record. NCBI's taxonomy places the organism in Eukaryota, Metazoa, Chordata, Mammalia, Artiodactyla, Cervidae. The coding region runs from base 625 to 2778 and encodes 717 amino acids. The transcript has 10 exons.